ACCACUUUCCUCCCAUCAUGCAUCACGUCUAGGAGACCAAGGUUGUAUGGAUGCUAUUAAGAGCCUAUUUCGGUGAGUGAAUCAUAAUAAAGAAGAAUGGAGAAGGAACAACACAACACUGUCGUCUUCAAUGUCUCGAAGAGAGAGCUGUUUACUACGAAUAAUGGAUACAAAACCAUGCAGAAAAGACUCAGAGCUCAAUGGAAAAUCCAAAGUUUGAAGGAAGAACUGUCUCUGGAGAAGCUGAAGGGUGUCAAGCUGUGGAUAACUGCAGGUCCCAGGGAGAAGUUCACAGCAUCAGAGCUGGAGGUGCUGAAACACUACCUGGACGCAGGAGGAAACGUCCUGGUCAUGCUCGGGGAAGGCGGAGAAAUGAAAUAUGAUACUAACAUCAACUUUCUUCUGGAGGAGUUUGGGAUAAUGGUCAACAAUGAUGCUGUUGUGAGGAAUGUGUAUUACAAAUACUUCCACCCUAAGGAGGCGCUUGUGUCCAAUGGUGUACUGAACAGAGAGAUCAGUCGAGCUGCUGGAAAAGUGGUCACAGGCAGCAUCGAAGAUGAAAAAGUUGGAAACAAUGCACAGGCUCUCACAUUUGUGUAUCCGUACGGAGCCACACUGAGCGUGAUAAAGCCCGCUGUGGCUCUGCUCUCAACGGGCUCCGUCUGCUUCCCCCUCAACAGACCCGUCCUGGCCUUCCAUCAAGGAAAGGAGGCUGGCAAACUGGUAGUGUUGGGUUCCUGCCACAUGUUCAGUGACCAGUACAUAGACAAAGAGGAGAACAGUAAAAUCAUGGAUGUCUUGCUCCAGUUGCUCAUGGCCGAUAAUAUUCAGCUGAAUCAGAUCGAUGCAGAAGACCCAGAGAUCACAGAUUACACCAUGUUGCCGGACACGGGGUGUUUGUCAGAUCAGCUCAGAGUGUGUUUACAGGAGGGCGAUGAAAACCCCCGGGACUUCACCUCGCUCUUUGAUAUGUCUUUGUUCAAUUUGUCAACUGACACCUUACCCCAAGUCAUCAGUGCUUACAAGCAGCUUAAUGUCAAAGACGAGCCUCUUCAGCUGAUCACGCCGCAGUUUGAGACGCCGCUGCCUCAGCUCCAACCCGCUGUCUUUCCACCUGCCUUAAGCGACUUGCCCCCCCCGAUGCUUGACCUGUUCGACUUGGAUGAAACGUUCUCUUCGGAGAAAGUGCGCCUAGCACAGCUCACCAAUAAAUGUACGGAUGAUGACCUGGAAUUCUACGUGCGGAAAUGCGGGGAAAUUCUGGGUGUGACUCCAAAGCUGGAUAAAGAGCAGAGGGAUGCCAAGCACAUCCUGGAACACAUUUUCUUCCAGGUGGUAGAGUUCAAGAAACUCAAUCAGGAGCAUGACGCCGACACAGACACGCCUUUCACUCCGUUGUGAUUGGAUUCAAGAUAUUCCAUCUCUGCCUUUCAACACCCUGUCACAUG
Messenger RNA from Notothenia coriiceps (black rockcod), 1448 nucleotides. It is a transcript of the gene ift52, whose product is annotated as intraflagellar transport 52 homolog (Chlamydomonas). The record is from RefSeq and is a predicted model, not a curated record. Gene Ontology annotation, biological process: intraciliary transport; cilium assembly. Lineage: Eukaryota; Metazoa; Chordata; Actinopteri; Perciformes; Nototheniidae. Gene Ontology annotation, cellular component: centriole; intraciliary transport particle B; cilium. The transcript has 14 exons. Bases 97 to 1401 code for a protein of 434 amino acids.